Leptonychotes weddellii (Weddell seal) is the source of this 1201-nucleotide messenger RNA. NCBI's taxonomy places the organism in Eukaryota, Metazoa, Chordata, Mammalia, Carnivora, Phocidae. The record is from RefSeq and is a predicted model, not a curated record.
UCUACCCAGGCGGCGUCUGUAGCCACGCUCUCGCGUCUCUGAGAGGGAAUCUGGCGUUAUGGACGCUCCGUCGUCCGACCAGAAGGCACAGAAGGAAGAGCAGGGUGAGGUGCCCGAAGGGCCGAAGAAUGAGGUCGCCCCUGCCCCCGGCGACGCCCGUGGGGCCGGCAACCCCGAUCCCAGUGCCUUGGUCCCCUCGGUUUCGAGCGGCCUUUCUCCAUCGGGUGGUGGCGCCCCACAGAGCGGUACGGCAGGUUCCUCUGCUUCCGCCCUGGCUGCCGUCGGCGCCAUUUCGAUCAAUGGCGAGGGCCCGGAGCUGCCCUCCACGGGCUGUGUGCAGGAGAGGGAGCGUGCUGACCUCCAGGGCGGCCGCAGUCCCCACGCCAAGCUGAGAUGUGUGGUGCCCGGGGCGGGGCUGGGUCUCCAGGCCUCACACGCGGGCGGCGUGGCCGCCAUGGUGCAAGCCAUGAGGGGAGUUGGCCAGGCCAGCGGGCCUCCGACCCUGACCGCGAGCCCGGGGAGGGGCCGUGGGAGGAAGCAGCCCGGCCGCGAGGAGGCUGCCCAGGCUCAGAAGCUUCCAGAGCGGCGCUGUCUGUUUCCUGCGCUUCCUACAGCUCAGUGCCCCGUGCCCUUGCCGCCAUCUUCUCCGGGCUCUCAGCCCAGCGGCCGCCGCCAUUCUCGGGCUUCUCCGUCGGGUCACGCAUCCCAGCCAGGCCCUGCCCUCCGAAGUCAGGCCCGGGCACCAGGCCCAGCCCUCCGCAGUCAAGCGGCCAGGCCAGGCCCUGCCCUUAAUGGCCGUGCCACCCCGCCAGGCAUCGCCUUCCGUGGCCAUGCUUCCGGGUUGGGCUCUGCUCUUCGCAGCCGUGCAUCCGCGCCAGGCCCUGCUCUCCGUCGCCGCCAUGUGCCUGUGUCGGGCCCAGCUCUCCGCAGUCGCGGCCGUGCUUCCGCGCCGGGCCCAGCUCUCCGCAGUCGCGGCCGUGCUUCCGCGCCGGGCCCAGCUCUCCGCAGCCGCGGCGAUGACAAAAGACUGGAACAAGAAAUAGACAAUUUUACUGCAGCAAUUCUCACAACCUCCUGGUGUCAUAGAGCCUACAUUUAUUCCCAUUUUACGGAUAUGGAAAUUGAUGCUCAGAGCAAUUUUGUGACUCGAGAUCUCAUCACUAGUAGGGGUUGGCUCUGGAGUCAGAGCUCUUCGGUUUGA